ACCAACAGCCGCCACCAUUCUGGAGCCUGGCAGCCUCAUGCUAGCCACGCCGCAACGGGACGCCAGUCAUUUAUAUUGCCGGGCUAUUCUGUUAGCUCUUCGUUUCCUUUUCCACAGCUCUAGCGCAACUACUCUUGCAUCUGCGAGCCCUCUACACGACCCCCAGGGUCCCUUUCCCCUCCACCCGUAUUAGGACCAGCGCACGCCAGGAUGCCGUCCAAACAGUCCUCUGCGAAGACUAUCCCUCCCCCCCCUGUCGGUACUCUUAUCGACAACAAUACUCUCGAGCUCGUAGAGGUCCUUGGUGUAGGAGGAUACGGUGUCGUGUACCGCGCAGUCGACACUCGCGACCCCAUCGCUGGUGUCUACGCCGUCAAGUGUCUCAUUACGUCCCAAAUCCACAGUAGCUCCCGCCAGCGUCAGCUUCACAUACGCGAAAUAGCCCUUCAUCGCUUGGCAUCCGCCCACCCUAACGUCGUCACCCUCCAUCGAGUGGUCGAGGAGUACAACUAUAUCUACCUCAUCAUGGACUACGCUUCUGAUGGCGACCUCUUCUCGCAAAUAUUGCACAACUGCCGAUAUCUAGGGCAGGAUCACCUCAUCAAGCACAUCUUCUUACAGUUGCUUGACGCAGUCGAAUACUGUCAUUCUUUGGGGAUCUACCAUCGCGACCUCAAGCCCGAAAAUGUGUUAUGCUAUGACGGCGGCUUGCGGAUUGCCAUUACGGAUUUUGGUUUGGCCACUACAGAGCGGUUCAGUGAGGAAUUUCGUACCGGUAGCGUCUACCACAUGAGCCCAGAAUGUCAAGGGGGAGAGUUCGCACCGACAGGGUCCUACUCCCCCCUGUUCAAUGAUAUCUGGUCCCUUGCCAUCAUCUUACUUAACCUAGCGACGGGCCGGAAUCCCUGGAAGUCAGCCUCCUCUUCCGAUCCAACCUUCCAGGCGUACCUGCAGGAUCCGUUGGAUUUCCUUCCCACAGUUCUUCCUAUUUCGGCCGAGGUGAACCGAAUCCUUGUUCGUAUGCUGGAAGUCGACUGGAGACAUCGGAUAACCCUGGCGCAAGUCAGGGCUGCGAUCCAGGAAGUGGAAAACUUCUACGCCGAGGGUGUAAUAUUCGAUGGCAGCAUGGCACGCUGUGCAUGGGAAGUCGAUAUGGAUCUGGAGAGUGACAGUGACUCCUCAACCCACGAAGAGCCUGUGGAGCAGUCUGAUGGCUUGCGGUCGCACUGGAGCAAAGACAGUGACUCCGAGAUGGAGUAUGCCAACCACUCUCUACCUUGGAAUGAAGAGUACUCCUCCUGCAACGCCACUUGGGCGAUGGAGUCUUCGAUGCAUGCUCAUUCCUCCACGACGAUGGAGCCGCUCAAAAUAUACGAGGCCCCUCGCACGCCAUCCGCGACAUAUUCCCCGCUUUCACCAGCUGCUUCUGGUUCGCUGCCAUCUGCUCCGCGUACUCCCGAGGGUGUCAACGUUUUGCGGGGAAAACCGAACCAGACGGCGUCCAAAGUUCUCAAAAUUAACACGGCAUGUGGUCGCCGGGUCUUUUUCACCGGCAGCAAUGGCUCCCACACCUCUGUUUCGUCGAUGCACACUGCGGUCGAAAACACCACACCAUUCUCUUCUUGCUUCUUGCUUCCAACCCCUCCCUCCGUUUCGAAGAUCUCCCUCCCUUGGACCGCCUCCCCGUCCCCUAUGCCAUCUUCCGUUGAUCUAGGCGUCUACGCCACACCAGGCAGUCGACAUGUGGACUCAUCAUGGGAAUACACGGACACGGAUGUCACUUCGUCAUACCUUUCCACGUCGGCCGACAGCGUCGUCGGCUUGGAUCUAGACGUUUCUUCGAAAUGUACUCUCGAGGAUACCUCUACCUCGCACCUCGCCGUCUGGCGACGCGAGACUUUCUCUAAAGUUAUUGAUCCCGUCGCUCCUGAAACCACCGUUCCUUGCCCUGCCCGAGUCGAUUUUGUUACCCCUCCUGCCUCGUCCGCUCCAAUCAAUAUUCCAAGGCGUUCGAAUGGUGAAGGGCCGGAGAAGCGCUGGUCUACUAGCCUAUGGCGUUUCUCGUUUCCCCGCUCAUCCUCGCCUUCGCGCACCACAAACCAGAACGAUGAGCCGCGGUCGAGGCGGGGCUCUCUUACGGAUGCUUUCCCCUUCCAUUCAUUCUUUUCCUCAAGCCCGACGUCCGGCUGGCGACGGUCGCCUUCACCACCCACUCCGGAGCAUUCGCCGCCUGCGUCGACGAACACACACGAACAAUGUCGUCAAGCAGCACGGCCGCGCACGAAACGCCAUUGGUUUUCACCUGGAAAACUGUUUGCCACUGCGGGUGCAUCGUAAGGAGCCCCGUCUAGGACUUGCUUCAUAUCUUCCUAUUCUUGACUACGAUCCCCACUUUAGCAUGGUUACUAGGCACAUACUACCAUUUCACGAACUCGUCAUGAAAAUCGAUCAUUGUAUACUCCGCAUUCCAUCAACCUUCGAAUUCUUCAGAAACCUUUUUCCUGUUUUGUUAAGCUGUGACCGUGUCCAAGCACUUAUGUAUGGGUACCAGGUGUACACGCUUCCUCACAUAUGUAUCGAUCCCCGCAGUCGUUCAGUACAUUUCAUGCACUGGCGUGCAGGUCACUUUGACGCGGUCGAGGCACCAUGAGGGGCUAGACCGCGGGUGCGACGGGAACUGAG
Molecule: messenger RNA, 2682 nt
Organism: Pisolithus orientalis
Lineage: Eukaryota; Fungi; Basidiomycota; Agaricomycetes; Boletales; Pisolithaceae
Product: serine/threonine protein kinase, negative regulator of sexual conjugation and meiosis
Exons: 2
Coding region: 211-2337 (708 amino acids)
Biological process (GO): protein phosphorylation; intracellular signal transduction
Molecular function (GO): protein serine/threonine kinase activity; ATP binding
Source: RefSeq, a predicted model, not a curated record